Messenger RNA from Mytilus californianus (California mussel), 7464 nucleotides. RefSeq names its product protein Fe65 homolog. The transcript is spliced from 16 exons. Gene Ontology annotation, biological process: regulation of DNA-templated transcription. Lineage: Eukaryota; Metazoa; Mollusca; Bivalvia; Mytilida; Mytilidae. The coding region runs from base 247 to 2757 and encodes 836 amino acids. The record is from RefSeq and is a predicted model, not a curated record. Gene Ontology annotation, molecular function: transcription factor binding; amyloid-beta binding. Gene Ontology annotation, cellular component: cytoplasm; nucleus.
AUGUCAUAUUCAUGCAUUGGUUAUUAGACAAAUCUUCAAAAGUCAACUUGCGUCUUUUUAAAGUGUUUGACAAACUGUCUCGUCAUCUUAUUUCUGGAGAUGAUUGUUUAUGGAAAUCGGCUCUUUUUGAAUAACAUUGUUGUAAUAUGGAAUCUUACUUGGUGAUUAAGCAUAAAAGGAAUGUAUUCCGAUGAGGACCAUAAUAGUAAAACACAAAUAUAUUUGCUCAACUGAAAAGUUAUAAUAAUGCUUCGAGACUACAAUUUACGGAAGCAACAUAACAUUAACGAACUUUGUCAUUACAAUUGGAUAAAAAGAAGCUUUGAUCCCAAUAUGGUAUGUUCACAUAGAAAGCGAACUAGAAAAUUUAACUUUAAUAUAUAUGGAACGUUAUACAGACGAUUGAACAGAUUUGAAAAGACUUGGACAUUUCAUCACAAUCCUUUGCCAGACGUGGAAAACACCUAUUUGAGCUUUGCAAAUCCAAAUUAUCACUACGAAGAUAGAAAGAACAGUAACGACAAACUGAAUAAAGACGUUUACCAUAACGAUAACAACAUUUAUGACGAGGUUGAUGUGAGCACCAUUUCUCUUCUUGAUAAACAGAACGGUCAAGAAACAAAAGACAUGAAAGUAGAAAAUAAGGAACUAGACAAAUUGUCACAAAAGAAAAGACAUCUUUUGAAUGAUGUCAAUUCUUCAGAUGAUGAGGUUGCUACGUCCACAGAUGAAGAAAUUGAAAACAAAGAUCGUGGAAAAAACGAAAAAGUCCUAAGUGAAAACAAAAAAAACUUGAAGAAUAGUGACAGUGGAUUUGAAGAGUUGGAUAAUUCUAAAACAAGUAGAAACAGGAAGAAGCAAGGGUUUAUGGGAUACUAUACAAUGUUAGAAGCUAAGGCCAAGGAAAAACAGCUGAAGAUUCUGGAGACUCCUGAUACAGAGGAAGAUACACCAACAGGGGGUAGCAAGUUUACAAAGUUUGGAUUUGACAUCAACUCUCCCGACUCUAAUGAUAGUGGUAUCCAAUCAGAUGCUAGAUCAGAUGAUGGAAGCAGUCACGUACAUGGUCCAGUGAAUGAUGACAUCUAUGCAGUGGUGUGUAAAUCUACCAGCUCUGACCUCGGUCUGCUGAGAAUAGAGAACAGUGGUAGUGAAGAUAACACUCCAACAGAAGAGGACAAUCCAAAGAAACAGAAAGAAGAAAGACUUCCACCAGGAUGGGAGAAAUGUGAAGAUGAAGAUGGUGCAUAUUACUGGCAUAUCAAGAGUGGGACUAUCCAGAGGGAGCCACCAUCCCCAGCACCACCAGAUACUAAACAUGUGACCAUAAGAUCUGUAUCUAUAAAUAGUGAUAGUAGCACAUUGUCUAGUGAUACAGAAAGUGACUCGGUACCCUCCACCCCAACCAGUGGAACAUCAGAAGAUCCUCUGACAGCAUUUGAGGGACAUGCUUUACAAUAUGCAGUUAAUUCAAUUCAGAACAUGUCCUCUUCAAGAAGUCUUUCUGCAGUACCUAAAGUGGAAGCCAAUGGUCCAGAGAAGAAAGAAGAAAAGAAAGCUGUAAGAUUUUCUGUUCGCUCCCUUGGAUGGGUGAGAAUUGCUGAGGAAGAUUUGACGCCAGAGAGGAGUAGCAGAGCUGUUAACAAAUGUAUCGUAGAUCUGACACUUGGUAGAAAUGAUAUCAAUGAUGUUGUUGGUAGAUGGGGAGAUGGAAAAGAUUUGUACCUUGAUCUAGACAGGGAUAGUUUACGUUUAGUAGACACUCAAGAUUUCAUUGUAAUUAAUGUACAACCGAUACAGUCCAUCAGAGUAUGGGGAGUAGGAAGAGAUAAUGGAAGAGAUUUUGCUUAUGUUGCCCGGGACAAGACUACAAGAAAACACAUGUGUCAUGUCUUCCGCUGUGACAAUCCUGCCAGACAGAUUGCCAAUACAUUACGAGAUAUUUGUAAACAAUUGAUGAUGGAAAGAAGACUCCAGCAGGCUGCAGUUGAACAACGAUUGUCUAGACCGACAGACUUGCCAAAUUUAGAGAUAGCUGGUCAACAAGGGAACCAAAAAGCUGUAUUACAGAGUUUGUUAAGAAGUGCAUCAUUCCCCACACCUAUGGAGGAACCAAAGAAGGUCAUCAGAUGUCAUUAUAUAGGGUGUGAAGCGGUUCUCAAACCUGUUGGUACAGAUAUCCUGAAUGGAGCUAUUAUGGCAUUGUAUAACAAAAUUCCUCCAGAGAAAUGGAAGUUUGUUAAUGUUGGAAUAGCACCUUCUACAAUCACAAUUACAGAACAUAAAACAGAAGUUAAGCUGGAUGAAUGUCGUGUCAGAUUUCUAUCCUUUAUGGGAAUAGCUGUUGAUAAUGUCAGGUUAUGUGGUUUUAUUAUACAUGGACCAGAGGAUCAGUUUAAUUGUCAUGUAUUCCAUUGUGAACCAUCAGCAGGGGCACUGUGUAAAACAAUAGAGGCUGCUUGUAAGCUUAGAUAUCAGAAGUUAUUAGAUGCCAAUCCUACCACCCCUACUAACAGUAAUAAAACAGACAACAAGCUCCAUCACCUAGGGGCAUCAAUUUCAGCUGGUUUGAAAUCUGGUGCAGAAUCUGUUCAGACUAAUAUUUUACCUGGUAUAAAAGCUGGGGCCCAAACAAUGCAAACUGGACUUAAAGCAGGGGCUCAUACAAUGCAAACUGGUGUCAUAUUCGGAUUUCAUGGUGUUCAAAAUGUUUUCUCCAAGAUCAAAACCAAAGUGAGAAAGACAGAGAGCAGCUAGUAAUAGGAGAAUAGUUAGGAUCUUACCACAGCAUUAAUCUUUUGGUGCUUGUUUUCGACAUGGAGUUCAGAGUAUGAUAGAAUCAAUGAAAUCUCCAGUCAAAUAACACCAAAUAAGGACAUUCCAAAUUGGGCAGACGACACUCAAAUAUAGAGCAGACGGCAACUGAUGCACAGAUGUCUGAAUUUCCAUCAUCCCAAAGAUUUGUUGCAUAUAUAAAACUGUAAUCAUCACUUCACGGUGUAACGUUGAUUUCCAUAUAUCUUCUUUAUGUUAUAUUUAAUAUAGAAGUGACCAUAGAACACAAUGUCAUCCAAAUUAUUUUAAUUGUCAGAAUAACAAGACAAUGUUGGUGUUUAUUAUAGUGAAAUUUUGUUUUAAAUUUCUUCCAGAUUGAAUAAUGCAAAUGAUAGAAUAUUGUUUGGAAAUCUUUUGAAACACAACAUUUACAUUCUAAAUUUUCAGUCAUUCUGUUUACAACAGUAGCUUAUACCACAUUCAUAAUACUUAUAUAACUAGUCACUGACCUUAUCAGGUUAUAUUUUGCGAAAUUAAAACUCAAGUCCAUCUAAAAUAUUAAAUUCACUUUUGAAAAUCUUUAUAAUCCAACUAAAAAAAAAUACACACCUAUUUGGACAAUACAUAACUAGUUACACAGUCCAAAAAAAUUCUAAUUUGAUUUGAAAGAAUGUCAGUACAUGUAGUAAUAUUUCUGCUACACCUCACUGAUUAAAAGUCUACACAGCAUUUCAACAUGGAUACUACCUCCUCAAAAAAUUUUACCUUAUAUAAUCAAAAUUGGUUGUUAAUAUCUUUCUGUUUCUAUAAAACGUGCUGGAAAUCUUUUGGUUAUAUUAAAAAAUAAUUUGGAUGACUGCAGAAAUCCAUAGGCAUUAUAGAAACUGUCGUAAAGUAGCUUUCGUAGGGCAUUUGUUAUAAGAAGUUUUAAGGUUGUAAGUUGUUUGUGAUAUAUAUUAUAAUGUGCAAUACAAAAGUUUUAUAAAGAUUUGUUUUAACAGGUUGCUAAUUUAACCAUUUUUAUUUUUAUCUCAGAGAAUUUUCCACUGCCAAUGUUAGGUUUAGGAAAGUGAUGUGUAGCGCUUUGUCUCUAUGGUGCUAAAAUCAUGCAGUUUUUAAAUUUAGAAAAUAUUCAUAGACGAUUUAGGAUUUAAAGACUUCAUAGUAUUUUCACCAUUUGCAGUGAGCUACCAGAUUGUUAUAUUUUGUUUUUUGCAGCUGUGGAAAGAAUUUUAUGAUAUGUAAAUUUGGCUAAAUGAUUUCUGAUAAAGUUUGGAAUGUGUUAUUCAUCUUACUUCAUUAUCAAUCAGUCAUACAAAUUAAACAAGUUCAUUUAUGGGUAAUAUAGAUGUCUGACGUUGUCAUUUUUAUAAAUCAUUUUUUUCAUAAGUUUUUGUCAAUCAUGAAAAAUUCUGUUGUAAAAGCAAAGGCAACAUUUUGUUUUGAAUUUUGUUUUGUCUUUCAAAUUGUGUACAUUCCUUUCAUUUGCAUUAUAAACCAAAGACAAAUUGUGUUAUUCUAUUUAUUAAAAUGUAUCAACUUGUUUAUAUAAAAUUUGUCUGCUUCAAUAUUUAUAUAGUAGAUCUGUAUGGAUGUAAAACCUCAAUUAACUUGUAAAACUUGUUAAUAGAUUCAUGUCCAUCUUUGUCCAAAUCUACUCGAAAUUUCUUACAUACAAAUAAAAGUUAAUAGUAACAGUAGAAUAAACCAAAAUAGUUCAAAGUUCAGUGCCAUUUUUUUGUUAUGCAAAAUGUUUUCUGCUGUACAAACUUGUUAAUCUAUAGUUUAUUUGUUGACUUUUGUGUUUAUCUGAUUUUGAUUGGGAAAAUUCAACUAAAAACCAGUCGUUUAAUUGUUUAUUUAUUCAGUCAAUUUUUUUAUGGAUGAUUCCAAUUUUAUUUUUUUUCAUCUAUUGAAUUUUUUGUUUUUAUAUUUGUUUUAAACAUAUGUGAGUAUUUCAAGAUGUUGUCAGAAUGAGAAUUUUCCUUCUAAUUUUUUGUGCAAUAAAUUAAGAUUUUCAUGUAACAAUUUAAUGAGCUAAAAUCAUUUAUAUGAAACAAAAAAAAGUUAAUGAUCAUCUUUGAUACGAAAUAUGACAUCAUUAAACGGAGGACAAACUCUCCAAAAAAUAACUUGGAACUCUGUUAGAUUAUUCUAGAUUAUUCCUUUAAUGUCCAAGUCAUGAAAAUCUACUCGGUUUUGAAAUGAUUCUGAAAAGAAGAUUUCAUUCAGUUACUUAGAUUUAAAAAAAAUUUGAGGUCAUCAAAUAAAUGUUACCAGAUAGGAAAUAAUUUCAUCAAAAUAUUAGGAUCAUUAAUAAUUGUAAGUGAAUCAGUGCAUGACUUGCAAGUUUUUUUUUCAUUGGACAUUUUCUCCUGAAACUUAAAAUUGUAGUUGAUAUUUACUGAAAAAGACUUUUUGAUAAAAUAUUUUUCAUGGAUUGCUAUCAGUAACACAGUUUUAAAUUAUUGAAAAACAGUUGUUGAAUUUUAGUUUUACAGAAUUUUGGCCCUGUAAACUUUCAUUUUUGUUAUUCUCAUGCAUUUAAAAAAAACUUGUUGACAGUUCUAUAAGUGAUAAGUUUGCAGUAGAACUUUUUUAAUACAAAUGCAGUUGUUCAGUAUGAUUCAUAUUAAACAUUUAGAGUUUGUAAACAGUAUAAUAUUUAUAUAUGAUAUGUGUAGUUUAUAGAUAAUUUUAUAAUAGAUCUGUUUGUUAUCUGUGGUUGUAGUGUUUAACUUUUUGGUCAGUAAUUUAACAGUUUUAGAUUUUUUUUAAAAGUUUUAUGUUCAUUUGAGUAAUAACUGGUGCUUUUUGUUGAACUUAAGUUUUUUUUAUUAACAGCACUUUUCAUGCAUUUUAUGAAAAGUUUAAUCCAUUUUAAAAAAUUUUUAAAUAUUUUAUGCACAUUUUUUUAUUGUACAAAUCUGUAGAAAAUUGUUUUAUUUACAGUUUUGACGCUAGUUAUUAUUAUUUUUUUUAAUAAAAGAGUGUCAGAUAAUAUCUACAAAUUUUGAACCCUGACAUUAACCAUUUAUAACCUUUUAUUUUAUUGAUUAAAUUUUAAUUAUGUCACAAAAUAUACAUGUGAAUUUAGGUAUAUUUUAUGGUGACAGAAAUUUGGUAGUCAUUGUUGAAAUAUGUCACAAGUUGUAUCAACUCAAUCUGGUGUUUGACAUUGGUAUACACACCUAUUUAUCAUUGAAGAAACAAAUGUUGACUCUUGGUCUCUUUUGAGUUGUUGGUAUGCUGUCUCAAUGAUGUAUAACCCACUUUAUUCAUGCAUAUUAAUGUUUGGGUCAGCGUCAUCUCCAAACUUUUUCUUCAGAUUUUGCUAUUAGUUUUCCAAUCGCCAUUUAUCUGAUGGGACUUUUUUUCAACAAAGCAAAAAUUUGGUAGAAUCUUGAAAUAGGUCAAUCAUGGUGAUCAAUUUUUAAAACAACUUUGAUUGAAUUUUAUCAUUCACAGUUUUAACAUCCUUAUUUCCGGUGUUUUAUUUUUCUAAUCCAGUUUAAUGAUUGUUUAUAAAGUAUGGUGUGUUAAAGCUUGUUGAGUAGAUGUAGAAACUGUGAUUUAAUUUUGGUUGUGAUUUUGUUUUAUUGAUUUAUUUUUAAGAUUUGUAUAAAUGUGAGCUUUAAAUUUUGAAACACUGUUAGUAAGUCAAUUAGCAUAUUUGAUAAUGAAAAAUAUUCUUCCAGUUUUCUAAAUCAGUUAUUUUAAAUAAUAAUGAAAAACAUUCUUAUUGUUUUCUAAAUCAGUUAUCUUAUAAGAUAAUGAAAAUACCAUUUUAAAGUUAAUUUACUUACUUUUGAAAAGACGACUUUUUGAUAGCUAUGUUACUGUAUGAUUCAAUUUUUUGCUUUUGAACUAUUUCCCUAUGCAUUAAAGUUUUGACUUAUUCUCCAGUAUAUUAUUACUUUUAUAUGUAAAUUUCAAUUUUACAGAUUAAGGUGAACAACAUGAAGAUUUAUACAGUGUGCAUAAGUUGUUGUUUUAUAAAUAUCAGUAUCUUCUCAAAACAUUUGAUAUAUUGAAUUUCACGGAAGUUCUUUCUUGAUUGUUUUUACACAAAUCAGUAUAGUAUGUUAAGUCAUUUUUAACUUCAACCAUACACAAGCUUAUCAAUUUACUUGUAAGAUAACGGUUCUUUUUCUAUAUUAUCAAGAGUCAUUUAGUUAAAUUCUGCAGUGUUGAACCCAAUUGCUCAGGAGAAACUCUUGCAAUUUCAAAGUCAAAUAUCAUGAAAUCCAAAAUUAUUCAAUACCUUAAAGUUUUUCAAAUAUUUGGAGAAAAUUGAUAAGCACAUGAAUGGUUGAUAGAGAUUUGAGUAAACAUUAUUCAGAACAAUUGUCUUUUCAAAAUAUUAAAGUCCUAUGGCUAUUAUUAUGUUAAAAAAUGCAAUGAUUGAAACCAAGCAUCCAUGCUAUAAUAUUUAGUACAAUUUCUAUAUCUUUAUAUUAUUAAAUUCAUCUCUUUAUAACAAGAAGUUUAAAACCAUGCUUUUUAUAUGCACUGUAUAAUAAAUACUCAGCCAUUUGUUGAUAGUGGUACACAGCUACUUAUGUUUGUUGUUGUAUUAUUUCAUCAUUGCUAUUUAUAGAUCAUGUUUAUUCAAUAUCAGUUAUGUUCCUUUUGCUAUUGAUGUACAGUGCAGACUUUUUGCAAGGGAAAUAAACUUACAUAAAUUCA